AUGACCACUACUAUGGAAGAGAACAUUUCACCAGCAUACUACUAUUAUGUAGACCCGUCAACGUUGUACCACUCACAACAGCCAGACCCAUUGGACGACCUGAUAUCGGUGUAUGGCCUCCAAGAUAUAUCACAACAGGUUGCACGCACAAAUUCAGACGGUACAAAAGCCGUAAAACUGCGGAAAUCCUAUAAAAACCAGAUUAAUGACCUUUCCGGGAAAUUUUCCGUCAUCCCAACCCGAGAUAACGGCAAAGGUGGCGAUAUUGCUCCAAUUUUGUUUCAAAACAAUCCAGACAUGAUUUCCCAGGUACAACGAACCUCAGAGAUGGCACCUGAUCAAUGGCGGCAGCUCAUGUGCGAGCGUGACAAUUCUUUAUUUGAUACUCAAAAUAUGGAUUGGGACAUUUGUCAAACCGUGCUUUCACAGUUUGGAAGAAGCAAUCCUGCUGAGUUUCAGGCAAACGGUUUCCAAGCCGAGGAUUUGGCUUUCGACUUGGAUGGCAGCGGCAACGCCAUAAGGGCGAAGAAACGUAAGAACAAGUCUAGCGGUAGCUCCAUGGCCACACCGAACAGUGACUUGCCAGAUGAUAUGAAGAGGAGAAGGUUAGAAUGA
Molecule: messenger RNA, 615 nt
Organism: Lachancea lanzarotensis
Lineage: Eukaryota; Fungi; Ascomycota; Saccharomycetes; Saccharomycetales; Saccharomycetaceae
Gene: ROX3
Product: LALA0S01e05930g1_1
Exons: 1
Coding region: 1-615 (204 amino acids)
Biological process (GO): regulation of transcription by RNA polymerase II
Cellular component (GO): mediator complex; core mediator complex
Molecular function (GO): transcription coregulator activity
Source: RefSeq, a predicted model, not a curated record